Messenger RNA from Nymphaea colorata (pocket water lily), 1096 nucleotides. Its product is annotated as vacuolar protein sorting-associated protein 2 homolog 1. The record is from RefSeq and is a predicted model, not a curated record. Bases 299 to 970 code for a protein of 223 amino acids. Gene Ontology annotation, cellular component: ESCRT III complex; multivesicular body. Gene Ontology annotation, biological process: endosome transport via multivesicular body sorting pathway; late endosome to vacuole transport; protein transport. NCBI's taxonomy places the organism in Eukaryota, Viridiplantae, Streptophyta, Magnoliopsida, Nymphaeales, Nymphaeaceae. The transcript is spliced from 5 exons.
CCCCGCGCUUCUUGUUGCGCGUGCGAAUGGUUGAAUUCGGGGAAGGUGACCAGGAGGAGUCGGGAGGGAUUCCCUGUCUCCCUCUCUCGUUCUUUUUAGGUCGAGUACUGUGGCCCCGUUGGUUUGGUUAAGCGAUCACGAAGAAUAAAGAAGAGAAAAAGGACGGACGAAAGAGAGCAGCCUUGCGUUGAAAGGAAGCCGAGAGAUCGGAGUUCUACCCUCCCGCCAUUCCCCAAGGCCUCGAUCUUUGACCCCGCUCUGUUUCGGGUUCGACUUCUGCAAUCGAUCGGUGUUCAGGAUGAGUUUCCUCUUCGGCAAGAAGAAAACCCCCGCAGAGAUUCUGCGGGAAAACAAGAGAAUGUUAGACAAAUCCAUUCGGGAAAUUGAGCGAGAGAGGCAAGGUUUGCAGGCGCAGGAGAAGAAGCUGAUCACGGAAAUAAAGAAAACAGCAAAGCAAGGGCAAAUGGCGGCUGUGAAAGUAAUGGCAAAGGAUCUUAUCCGGACCCGGCAUCAGAUAACAAAGUUUUAUGCACUCAAAUCUCAACUCCAAGGUGUUUCUUUAAGAAUACAGACUUUGAAAUCAACACAAGCAAUGGGGGAGGCCAUGAAAGGCGUUACCAAGGCUAUGGGGCAAAUGAACAGGCAAAUGAACCUGCCUGCAUUGCAGAGGAUAAUGCAAGAGUUCGAGAGACAAAACGAGAAGAUGGAAAUGGUAUCAGAAGUGAUGGGUGAUGCCAUUGAUGAUGCUCUGGAAGGAGAUGAAGAGGAGGAAGAAACAGAAGAACUCGUCAACCAGGUCCUUGAUGAGAUUGGAAUUGACAUUGAUUCACAGCUUGUCAAGGCCCCAUCAUCUGCUGUGACUGCUCCGGAAGGAACUACGAAGGUUGCCCAGGCUGAAUCUUUGGGGGGUGAGGAUGGUGGCAUUGACAGUGAUUUGCAGGCUAGACUAGAUAAUUUAAGGAAAAUGUGAUAUUGUCUCUAUGCAUGACUAUGACAAAACCUGGUGCUUGCUAUGUUACAUGUUCAUAUCCUUGUAUUUUUGUUGAACCUAAAAAUUAGAUUCCUGGUAUAGAAUAAAAGUACUGGUGAUGCCAUA